UACUCAUCUCUGGAGAGGCCUUCCGACACCGUGAUACAAUACGACACACAGGUAGCAGUGAAAUACCCGGACAGAGAUGAAUACAUCUGUAUUUUUGUUACUAUUUGUUACGGUUCCAGUCGUGGGGAGUUCCGAUUUAGAUCCGAACGAAAUACAACUAAUAGGAUUGAAAUGUACAACCAAGUAUAUGUAUCCUGACAGUGGAGAAGGAACACAAGAAGUAUUAAUGACAUGUAAACCCAACGACGUGUUCAUGGACAUGUCUGGUAACGGUCAACGGUGGACAUAUCCCAUACCUCUAUAUGGAAAAGUAUUUAUCAAAGGAGACGAGCUAUGGCAUCCAAAACUCAAAGGUGAAAGUGGCAAGGAAAAACGCGAUUCUGAUCCUGAAGUACUCGGAUAUCAUCCUUUCUUUGAUGUACGAGCAGGAAAGUGGGGGAUAGCUGGAAUCAAAGGAAAAGAAGGAGAGAUUUGGCUUCCCAUACUCAUAGGUGAAAGAGGCAAAGAAACGCGCGAUUCUGAUCCAGAAGGUUUGGCUGCGGUCCUUAAUCUGGAUAAAAGAAAGCGGUGGACACAUGGCAUAUAUGUUAAUAACAAAGAAGGAGAGCAUUGGCAUCCAAAUCUUAAAGCUGAAACAGGCAAAGAAAAUCUCAAUUCUGUUCAUGAAGUAUCAAGAGGAGAUGCGGAAACUUGGGCAGCGAUACAUUGAGAUGACUUGUCAUAUUGACAACGAUGAUCAGUUAUUGUCAUCAGCUGAAAAUAAAAUCCCGUCAACAAUAUCGAAA
Pecten maximus is the source of this 785-nucleotide messenger RNA. RefSeq lists its product as uncharacterized. The record is from RefSeq and is a predicted model, not a curated record. Bases 77 to 709 code for a protein of 210 amino acids. The transcript has 10 exons. NCBI's taxonomy places the organism in Eukaryota, Metazoa, Mollusca, Bivalvia, Pectinida, Pectinidae.